This is a messenger RNA of Numida meleagris (helmeted guineafowl), 999 nucleotides long. It is a transcript of the gene SNORC, whose product is annotated as chromosome 4 C2orf82 homolog. Gene Ontology annotation, cellular component: cell periphery. Gene Ontology annotation, biological process: cartilage development. The record is from RefSeq and is a predicted model, not a curated record. Bases 601 to 972 code for a protein of 123 amino acids. NCBI's taxonomy places the organism in Eukaryota, Metazoa, Chordata, Aves, Galliformes, Numididae. The transcript is spliced from 3 exons.
CUUUUCUUCUGUAGAUGGUGUUUAUCCCUUGAGGGCUCUGGAGUGAUGCUGCAGGGAUGCCAGCAGCAGGCACUGCAUGGUGUGCAGCAUCUGAGGCAAUCAGCCCCUCGAGUGAGGCCCCUCUGAAAGGAGCUGUGUCCCUCAGGUGUUGGAGCACUGUUAAAACCACACAAACUUGAGGCAGAAAGCUGAUGCUGAGCACACUGCCCUUUCUGUGAGGGUGAAUUGAAAGCAUGUUUUAAUCAAACGAGAGGAAUUAACAAAAUACACACCCAGAAGCCAUUCAGGACUCUAUCUAGGUCUUAAAAAUCACCAAGAUCAUAAACAAAUUAGUCUGCUUUCUCCUUCCUUGGCUAUCAGAAAGAAGUUCUGUGCCCUGCUCUGAGAGCUGCCAUGAUUUCUCCAGAAGUAAUGUGUGUCUAUAGGGUCUGUAGAAGAGAUCCAGGGGACGUGGUACUUUCUGGAAGGGCCUCUGGGUGGGAAGCACGUCUCCAGCCCCGCUGGGCAGCUCUGUGAGGUGGGCUGGGAGGGGCCCUGCUGAGGGCAUGGGUGUUCCUGGGGCACCAUCAUGGGGCACAGAACUCCUCUGGAGAACCCAGGAUGCUGCCUCUGAUGUGGGGGUCAUGGAUGGGCCGAGCACGUGAGGACAUGGCACUGCUGCUCUGCAGAGCUGCCCUGGAGUACCCGCGGGGCCCGGUGCCCACGCUGUGGAACGAGCCGGCCGAGCUACCCUCCGGGUCCGGCCCCUAUGACGCCGCCGCCACCACCGCUCGGCUCUCGGACGCCACCGCCUUCGCCCCGUACACCUCCGAGCUGGAGCCCGAGGACACCACCCACCUGCACCGGCUGGAUGCCGGGGACGGCUCGCUGGGGCCCGGAGCUAUCGGUGCCAUUGUCAUCGCGUCCCUUCUGGGUACAUCUGUGCUCGUGGCCUUAGUUGUCAUCACGCUGAGAAAGUUCUCUACUUCCUGAACUCAAUAAAACAUUUCUGUACCAUAA